Microthlaspi erraticum is the source of this 1830-nucleotide messenger RNA. The record is from the annotation of a GenBank genome assembly. Lineage: Eukaryota; Viridiplantae; Streptophyta; Magnoliopsida; Brassicales; Brassicaceae.
AUGCUUAUUCCUCACUAUCUUCACCACCUCAAGCUCUGCGCGAGAAAUCGAACCCUAACCACUUCCAAAGCCCUCCAUGCCCAGAUCAUCAAGCUCGGGAUCAUCCAAUCUAGCCCUUUAUCCAACACCCUCGUCAAUGUCUACGGCAAAUGCGGCGACGCUCCUCACGCUCUCAAGCUGUUCGACGAAAUGCCUCAAAGAGACCAAAUCGCAUGGGCCUCUGUUCUCACAGCUCUCAACCAAUCGAAUCUCUCCGGUAAGACCCUCUCCGUAUUUUCCUCCAGCGGUGGACUACGUCCCGACGAUUUCGUCUUCUCUGCGCUUGUCAAAGCCUGUGCUAACUUAGAAUCUAUCAACCACGGAAAGCAAGUCCAUUGCCGUUUCACAGUCUCUGAGUAUUCGAACGACGACGUUGUCAAGUCUUCGCUGGUUGACAUGUACGCCAAAUGCGGGUUUCUCGAUAUUGCGAAAUCGGUUUUCGAUUCGAUCAGAUCGAAAAACACCAUCUCUUGGACCGCGAUGGUGUCUGGGUACGCGAAAAGCGGAAGAAAGGAGGAAGCUUUGGAGCUUUUCAGGGAGAUCCCAGUCAAGAACUUGUAUUCCUGGACCGCGUUGAUCUCUGGGUUUGUUCAGAGCGGGAAAGGGCUUGAAGCUUUCUCUGUUUUCACAGAAAUGAGGAGAGAAAGAGUCGACAUUUUGGAUCCUUUAGUCCUUUCGAGUAUCGUCGGCGCUUGUGCUAACUUAGCAGCUUCGAUAGCAGGGAGGCAGGUUCACGGAUUGGUGAUAUCUCUAGGGUUUGAUUCUUGUUUGUUUAUUAGUAACGCUCUCAUCGACAUGUACGCGAAAUGCAGCGAUGUUGUAGCUGCGAAAGAUAUCUUCAGUAGAAUGCGUCACAGAGAUGUUGUUUCAUGGACGUCUCUGAUAGUUGGAAUGGCUCAGCACGGGCAAGCUGAGAAGGCGUUGGCUUUGUACGAUGACAUGGUUUCUCAAGGUGUGAAGCCUAACGAGGUCACGUUCGUUGGGUUGAUAUAUGCGUGUAGCCAUGUCGGUUUUGUAGCGAAAGGCCGUGAGAUUUUUCAGUCGAUGAGUAAGGAUUACGGAAUCAGCCCGUCGUUGCAGCAUUAUACAUGUUUGUUGGAUCUUCUUGGUCGGUCUGGACUUGUUGAUGAAGCUGAGAGCUUGAUUCAUACGAUGCCGUUUCCUCCUGAUGAACCGACUUGGGCUGCUUUGCUUAGCGCUUGUAAACGCCAGGGACAAGGUGAGACGAGUGUGAGGAUCGCUGAUCAGGUUUUAAGCAAGUUUAAACCGAGAGAUCCGUCGACAUAUGUUCUUGUAUCGAAUAUCUACGCGAGUGCUUGUUUGUGGGGGAAAGUAUCGGAAGCGAGAAGGAAGCUAGGAGAGAUGGAAGUUAGGAAAGAUCCAGGGUAUAGUAGCGUUGAGGUGAGGAGAGAAACGGAAGUGUUUUACGCAGGAGAAACGUCUCAUCCUCUUAAAGAAGAGAUCUUUGUGUUGCUUAAGGAGUUGGAGGAAGAGAUGAGAAGGAGAAAUGGUUAUGUUCCGGAUACGAGCUGGAUCUUGCACGACAUGGAUGAGCAAGAGAAGGAGAAGCUUUUGUUUUGGCAUAGUGAGAGAUCUGCUGUUGCGUACGGAUUGCUUAGAGGUGUUGAGGGGACUCCGAUAAGGAUUGUGAAGAAUCUUAGGGUUUGUGGAGAUUGCCAUGUUGUUAUGAAGCAUAUAAGUGAGAUUACGGGUAGAGAGAUUAUAGUGAGGGAUGCGACUAGAUAUCAUCAUUUUAAAGGUGGAAAAUGUUCCUGCAAUGACUUUUGGUAA